Molecule: messenger RNA, 5015 nt
Organism: Nothobranchius furzeri (turquoise killifish)
Lineage: Eukaryota; Metazoa; Chordata; Actinopteri; Cyprinodontiformes; Nothobranchiidae
Gene: vamp2
Product: vesicle-associated membrane protein 2
Biological process (GO): SNARE complex assembly; vesicle-mediated transport; vesicle fusion
Cellular component (GO): plasma membrane; SNARE complex
Molecular function (GO): syntaxin-1 binding; SNAP receptor activity
Source: RefSeq, a predicted model, not a curated record
UCUGUGCAAGAAUAGCGCGUUUUCUCCCAGUAACAGCGCAUAGGGAAUACAAGAGCGGUGUUCCGGGCAGGAAAACGGUGGGUUUGGAGUGCAUGGCCACCCAUUUUAACAUGAGGCUCACCGCUGCUGACGUCACCGAGCCGUCUUUGUCCACCUAAUCCAGGCGGCUGUGUAUUACCCCUUCAUUACCACACAGACCCAGGCUCCGGACAUAGCCUGCAGGUAACGCUUCGCCAUAGAAUUAGGGAUAGAUAAUAACAAAUAAUAAAAUAAUUAUUGUAGCGAGGAGACAAACCAGUGCUCCUCCUCGGACAUAUAGACAGGGAACGCCACAAUAACCAACCAAAGGCUGCCAGAGGCUAGAGAGGAGCGCAGAAUCCAUCCAUCUGUCAGCCACUUAGGACCAGAUCACCUUUCCAGUCCGGAUUUCACUGCAGCUGUCUAGCUAAUAACACCAGGAAAAUGUCUGCCCCAGCUGGAGCUCCUGCACCAGAGGGAGGAAGUCAGGCCCCUCCCAACCUCACCAGCAACCGCCGUCUGCAGCAGACGCAGGCACAGGUGGACGAGGUGGUGGACAUCAUGCGUGUAAACGUGGAUAAGGUUCUGGAGCGUGAUCAGAAGCUGUCAGAACUGGACGAUAGGGCUGACGCCCUGCAGGCUGGAGCCUCUCAGUUUGAGACUAGUGCUGCAAAACUGAAGAAUAAAUACUGGUGGAAGAAUGCCAAGAUGAUGAUUAUCCUGGGUGUGAUAUGUGUGAUUGUCCUCAUUGUCAUUAUUGUGUACUUCAGCACCUAAGAAGAGUCACUCCUACCCCAGUCUGAUCCAGGCUUCCUUGCUACAGAUGGAAACCCUCUAAUUGAAGACUAAAUUAGCCAGAGAUUUUUCAUUUAUCAUAUGUAGGUAAAUCCCCCCUAGCCAGCCUCGAUAUAACACCCCUAAACCCUUCAGGGCCCCAUGGCUCCCCGACUUCCACGACUUCGCAUUUGGUCUGGACUCCCUGUCAAUAUUUGUCCUGUGAGUGUGUGACCCUGUCUACUUCCUGGGUACUCUUGGCUUUUUCUAACCUGCCAUUCUGAGAACCAAGCAUCUGUUACAAUGCAACAGCAGAAACGGAAACGAUUGGCAAAUCAUUGUUAAAUAACUAAUAUAUAUACAGAUCUUUGUAGAGUUUUAAUCUAAUAUAUAUGUAUAUGUACAUACAUAUACAUAUAUAUGUGUAUAUGUAUGUAUACUGUUUUGUAAGUGUGUGUGUGUGUGUGUGUGUGUGUGUGUGUGUGUGUGUGUGUGUGUGAGUGUGUGUAUGUGUGUGUGUGCAUUUUGUACUUUUUAUUUUUUGUAUAAUUUUACGUAUGCUUUAGCGUUAACUACUUUCUAUUAAUCCGAGUGUGUAACCUGCAUGCUCUCAUCACCCGCCCACCCCCCUGAGGAUUCUGCAUCUACUGGAUGUGCAUCGUCACACAGUGGAGGUGGUCCCCGUCUAAUUACUGGCAUACUGAUAUUUGCAUUUUUCACAUCCAAAAAAAGACAUGCCAGAGAAGUGCAACAGAAAAGGCACAGGUGCUUUGAGGGUUGUAGAAGUUGAAGCCUUGCAAGACGCUCUAGGUUUCUAUAACUUUACACCAACAAAAGAUACGUUUUAGUUUCUCUUUUAGCUCCUGGACAUCUGUGAAACAUGAAGACAGAGCAUGACUUGUGAAGCUGAGCUUGAGUAAUCGCCCUCUCGUUAUCUGAGCGAGAAUUUUUGUUUUCAAAAUCUCCCAGGAUCCGUCCUCUUUCUCUCUGCAUGCUUUCGACGCCUCCCGAUUCCUCGGAUAACUUUAAACUGCCAUAGUACCGUUGGACCAAUGUCUGUAGAUGUUUAUAAUUUUGUUUAAAUAUUACAUAGUGUCUUAUUUCGAAAACAUUCCUUCAUUGCAGUCUAGUGCAAUUGCUCUUACUGUAGCACAUAUGAGUGUAAGAACCUUAAACAACAACAAAAAACAACAAGUGAUGAAGCUUGUGUCAGUGAUGAGGAAGAUGUAGGAAAUAAAAGAAGGUUUGCUAUUGGAUAGACUGGAUUAGAUGGUUAAUCUAUCCACAUUUCAACUUACACUUUGGGUUUGGAGAUCUGUUCUGACACCAGGAAUUAGACUGGUUCCAUUGAUAGUUUCACUAAAUUCCUACUGAAAGGCCUUAGUUUCUUGAUGUCUUUUAAGUUCGUUUCCAGUCAAGUGCACCCCUCGCACUUUUGAGUUUGUGUAGGAGGAGCGUCUGACUGCAGGAAUCUGUUAAAGACGUACAAACAUGUCUUGCUUUUGAUGGCGCUGUCCAGCUGUUCGAGCCCAGCCAAAGGAAACACCGGCGCGACUAAACGUCUCCACAUAAAGAGCACAUUCAAACGCUCCAAAAACACAUAAUGAUAAUGAGGAAAACUUCUCUGUACAGUUGAGAAACUUACAGCUUCAUUUGGUGAUAAGAAAUAGAAAAUAAACGUAGCAUUCGUAAGACGAGUGUUUUGCUGGUACACUGAUUCUAUCUCGGUGUUUCUUCUAGUUAAGGCCUUUAGUUCUAUCUUUCUUUUUGUUCUUUUUUUAAAUAGAUUCUAUUUUUAUUAUAGUGUAUUUUUGUGUGAAACAGACGAAGAGGCGAAGAGGAGGCGUGUAAUCACAAACCACGCUCUCCUCUUCGCUCCUGUCUGCUGUGUUUUUUGUAGUUCAGCUCUGCGUUACACACUGCCAAGCAUCAAGGGAGGCUCUUCUCCUCUUCUAUUUCCCUUCCAUUUGUACCUUCACUUUCACGUAUUUUACAUCUUGGCAACUUUGUUUGUGUACUUGUGGCUACUUGAUGACAUCUUUGGAUUUUCCAACAUGGGCCUUGCACACACAAGCUUAAAUCUAGAAUUCUUUCUGAAACAUUUGUGGAAAAAUUGAAUUAUCUUCCACAGAAGGAUUUCAGUCAGCUAUUCAGUCCAAUCUAAUCCUGCAAUCAGAACGUUUAAAACAAGAAUAAUAGAAACAAUAAGUGUGCAAAACCUCAUUUAUCCUCCCUGCCAGUUGAAUAGACCAACCUUUAUUCCUCUCACUGCUUCACACUCCUACUGCAUGCAUGUGUGUGUGUGUGUUAGAAUAGCUCUAACCCCAGUUUAUCCCAACGGAUUAGGCGGCUUAAAUCUCACAGCAAAGGCGGGUCGUUUCCUUGACCGCUGAAGUACAUGAACAGGAAGAUUUUAGAUCUGUGAACCAGUCCCGUCAGGCAAAAAUCAGUUUCCCCAAGAAAGUAGAGCAGAAGUAAACAGCAGACAAUUACCAAAGACCUGAUUUUUGUGCUUAAGCUGCCAAUUGCCAUCAAAAACAAAACCACAGAACUGUCCUUUUCACCUUUAGAAAGCUCACUUUUCAUAAUAAAAACAUAACGAGGACACACCAGUGUGUCCGUCUGGCUUGUGAGUGCGCCAUCGUUACAUAUGCAAAACACGGGGUUCAAAGGUUAAAUAGAAACUCCCCUCGUCGUCUUGUGUACCCGGCUGUGAGUAGAUUCUGUAAUCUGUUCAAAGUUAGCAUCCUUUAACUAAAUAUAGCACAAGUUCUUUUUGUUUGUCUCUGUCGUACUGCCAGGUUUUAAAUUAAGACUAACUAUAGCUCUCACACAGAGAGAAAAAUGUACAAAAACAAAAGAAAACAUAAAUAUUCUGCAUUGUUUGAUGUAGUAUGGGUGCAUUUUGGGGGGUAGGGGGGUCCUAUAUCCUCAGGUCUAAGAUAUCUGCAACUUAUGUACACACACACACACACACACACACACACACACACACACACACACACACACACACACACACACACACACACACACACACACACACACACACACACACACACACACACACACACGUUAAAAACCGUAUAUAAUAUGUAAAAUUGGGAUUCUUUUGGCAAUAUAAAAUAGGUAAAAGUCACCCUUUUAGCUAUAAAACAGAAAGUAAGUGUAAUAAUACACUGAUUGGGGUAGGACUUCUGUGUUAUCCAUAAAAAACCACUCGUUGUCCUCUUAGUGCUCAACCAGAUGGUGAAAAAUGAAAAGAGUGCUCUCUCUCUCUCUCUCUCUCUCUCUCUCUCUCUCUCUCUCUCUCUCUCUCUCUCUCUCUCUCUCUCUCUCUCUCUCUUACUUUUUUCCUCUUGCUUUUUUGUCUGUUUGAAACAGAAGCGUGCAAAAUAUUUGAACACCGUGGCCCCCCUUUUUUCCUUUUGUAAUUUUCUUUUGAUGAGAUGAUUGAGUGAGGAUGUUGCAUCAGCUUUGAGAACCGUUCAGUGAUCUCACCACUGCGUUCAGUUCUGUUCUGGAUAAGGGGGUCGAGUCAACAACAGGGAAUGGUGUUCAGACAUUUUUUAUGUAUGGAAAGGAGUGAACGCAGCAACAGGAGGGAACCUUAUGAGUCACUGAACGUUCUCUAGAUGGACGAUGUUCCACACGUGCUAACAAGAUUUAGUUUUUUUAACUAAAUGUGUUUUUAUUUUGCAACUGUUAACUCCAGAUGUCACUGAAUUGUUUGUGUCUGCAUUGAUGGGAAAAGAUAAAGCAACUGGAAAGUCAAUGAGGGUUAAAGUGGAAGUAUUUUUACUCUGAGUGAUUCUACAGUUUACAUUGGAUCGCUGUUUGUAUCAACAAGAUAUAUUUUUUGUUCAAAUCGGUUUAUUUUUAAGGGAAGAUUUCUCGUUUCUUUUUUUUUCUUCUUCUCAUUUAUCUAGAAGUAGAGUUAUUGGGAUGAAAGCCCACAUCGCCUCUGCUCAUCUGGCCUUACAGGAGGGACAGGACUGGAGGAUCAUGGGCAAUGUGCUUUGUUUUAUUUUAUUGUUGUUUUUAUUUAUUGAUAGAUAAAUGAGUAUGGGGUUAGAAACUAAAAGUCAAUUCAACACUAAGGAGAGAAGACUGAAUGGGAAAGUACAUGAAAUAAUUGUAGUGUAAAUCUAUCAAUGUCUUAUUAUAUUGAUGAACAUCAUGAAAUAUAUGUAUAUUGGAAAAAACAGUAUCUAUGACAACCUGUA